Choloepus didactylus (southern two-toed sloth) is the source of this 960-nucleotide messenger RNA. RefSeq names its product olfactory receptor 13C7-like. The record is from RefSeq and is a predicted model, not a curated record. Gene Ontology annotation, molecular function: G protein-coupled receptor activity; olfactory receptor activity. NCBI's taxonomy places the organism in Eukaryota, Metazoa, Chordata, Mammalia, Pilosa, Megalonychidae. Bases 1 to 960 code for a protein of 319 amino acids. Gene Ontology annotation, cellular component: membrane. Gene Ontology annotation, biological process: G protein-coupled receptor signaling pathway. The transcript has a single exon.
AUGGAAAAUACCAAUCAGACUUCCUCUGUGACAGAGUUUAUCUUGCUUGGACUCUCUGCCCACCCAAAGCUGGAGAAAAUGUUCUUUGUGCUCAUCCUACUGACGUACCUGGUGAUCCUGAUGGGCAAUGGUGUUCUCAUCAUAGUGACUGUCACUGUCUCCUGCCUGCACACAUCCAUGUACUUCUUCCUGGGGAACCUCUCCUUCCUGGACAUCUGCUACACAACCUCCUCAGUUCCCCUCAUUCUAGACAGCUUCCUCACUCCCAGGAAAACCAUCCCCUUCCCAGCCUGUGCUGUGCAGAUGUCCCUUUCCUUUGCCAUGGGAGCCACAGAAUGUGUGCUCCUGGGCAUGAUGGCCUUUGAUCGCUAUGUAGCCAUCUGCAACCCCCUUAGAUACCCUGUGGUCAUGAGCAAGGCUGCCUAUGUGCCCAUGGCUGCCGGCUCCUGGGUGGCUGGAAUUGCUGCCUCCAUAGUUCAAACAUUCUUGGCAAUGAGGCUGCCCUUUUGUGGGAACAACAUUAUCAACCACUUCACCUGUGAGAUCCUGGCUGUCCUGAAGUUGGCCUGUGCUGACAUCUCCAUCAAUGUGAUCAGCAUGGGGGUGACCAACGUGAUAUUUCUGGCAUUUCCAGUUCUUUUCAUCUUUGUCUCCUACAUCUUCAUUAUCACCACCAUCCUGAAGAUCCCUUCAGCUGAGGGCAGGAAAAAAGCUUUCUCUACCUGCUCUGCCCACCUCACAGUUGUGGUUGUCUUCUAUGGGACCAUCCUCUUCAUGUAUGGGAAGCCCAAGUCUAAGGACCCACUGGGAGCUGACAAACAGGACCUUUCAGACAAGCUCAUCUCACUUUUCUAUGGGGUGGUGACCCCCAUGCUCAACCCCAUCAUCUACAGCCUGAGGAACAAGGACGUGAAGGCCGCUGUGAGGAACCUGGUGGUUCAGAAACGCUUCACCCAGUAA